Microbotryum saponariae is the source of this 7198-nucleotide messenger RNA. The record is from the annotation of a GenBank genome assembly. NCBI's taxonomy places the organism in Eukaryota, Fungi, Basidiomycota, Microbotryomycetes, Microbotryales, Microbotryaceae.
AUGGACGCCCAAGUCGAUCUGCCCGUCUCACGUCGAGAGCUGUACGAGCUCGUCAGACUGUGGUACGUCGACCCAACCUCCGCGACGGUGGCGCUGUGAGUACGACCGACACCUCCCCACCCGCGCCGCCUGUUCCCGGUCUGACCCAUCUCCGAUUCCUUCUCUGAUCCAGAACAAACGCACUUGUGACCGUCUUUGCCACCUCGACAACCCGCGCCUCGACCUCGGAUGCGGUGGACCUCUUCACGAGCCUCCAUUCGCUGCUCUUGCCGCUGUGUUCGAUCGGGGCGACCCGUACGACCGCCGACAGCCUGGCCAACUACUUGAUCCAGUCACUGCACCCUCAGCUCGCCCCUGAGCACUACCUCCGCUUCAGCGAUCUCAUCAUCGAUGUCGCGUGGCAAUUCGAGCAGGCGAUCGACAAUGGGUUUCUGCCCAGCCCUGUCGUCCCCACCUCGGCGACCCUCACCGUGGCCGAAGCAGCCGCCGCGCUGCCGGUGAAAGAUGACCCGCACAAUCAGAUGCAGAUCGACUCGGAUGAUCUCAAGGUCGUAGAGGAUGCCGCGUCGAUAGCCCAGAGUAUCGAGCGCAAGCGCGCGAAGCACGUUCACCAGGCUCGCGAGAACGUCGGAGCUCUGUUGAAGCACCUCUGCGUGAGUCAUGGGCCGAGCUACGCAUCGAAUCAGACAACCACCACUUACACCACUUCGCCUUUCUCUCGACGUAGGUCGCCAACAUCAUCUCGGUCGAUGCGGUCGGGGAACGGCUCGACCUCGUUUCGCUCGUCGUGCCCACCUUGGGCAUCAUCAGCAACGUGCAGCACUUUCAACGCCACGAGAUUCGUGCACGAACAGCCCUCUAGUAAGACUCGUUUUCCAUACCGCACGGCAUGCGCACCAUCAUCGUUGGUCCCGGUCGAACGCUCGUCCGUCGUCGGUCCCCCAAGAUGAUGCGUGACCUUCUCGUUCAAAGAACAACCGUCCUCUGACCCACUGUUGCUCCAUCUUUCGCGAUCCUCGUCCGUGCCUCGCGACCGAUUAUCCCCACCAGUUACAAGCAGCAAAAGUUCAACUUGCUUCGCGAGGAGAUGGAAGGAUACUCCAAGCUCGCAGUCGAAUUGCUCUUGCUCCCCGGGCCGCCGCAAUCGACCGAGGACGGCCGCAGCGUCGAAACAGAGGAGCAACGCUUCAAGAGGGCCAACGCGGCCAUGGAUAAAGUCAAGAGCUUGAUUGGUCAGUCACACAAGGGUCAAACAUCACGAGUCGGCCAACUCGUGCUCAUCUACCAGAGAAUACGGCGACAUCACAGGCAAUUUUGACCUUGAUCCGGAUCGCACGAUCGAUCUCAUCCUCGACGCCUUUACCGAACAAGUCAUCGACCACUACCAGUUCUACCUCGACCUCAUCUCUGUCUCACCAUGGGCUUCACCUCGCAAGAAGAAUGGGGCAGCCUUACCGGAAAAGGGCAAAGCGAAGGAGACAGACAUCGACAUUGGGCUCGAGGAGGACCAAGGCAAUCGAGUAUUGGCCCAAAUACUGGGUUUCAAGUUCAAGUUCUAUCAAACUGAAGGCGUCAGCGAAACACCGAGGCAGCUCUACCUCAUGACCGCCCUCUUGAUUUGGCACGGUCUCGUCAAGCUUUCCGACCUGUGGCCCCACCUUUCCCCCGACGACACCGUGCUCGCCAAGGUCGAGUCCCAGUAUCGCGAGGACCAGGAAAAGGCCGCGGCUUCCGUCGGCGGUGGUAAUGCAUUGGCCAUGGCGGGCGCGUUGGUAGACGACGACGCUCCCAAGACCAAGUCCACCGCCUCGACGGCAUCCAACGCCAACGGCGACGCCGCCGCGGCCGCUGCCAAACCCGAUCGAGUCUUACCGAAUCAGCGACUAGAGCUGGUCAAAGCGAUGCUGUCGCUCGGGGAUCUCGCACAUGCCCUCUUUGUCCUGUCCCAAUACCCGACUCUUGUCUUUGCCAACCCUGCGGUCGCCGCUCUCCUCAAUCGAUUGCUCGUCGUCUCGCUCACCCCAGCAUUUGAGACCAUCGAUUCGUUGGCCCUCAAGACCGACGCGUCCCGUCGGGCCGAGCUCAAGGCUCCUCGGAGGGUUUUUGAAUCGUCCACUAAAACGCUCGUCCCUCCUACUCCCAAAGCACGACAGUUGACGAGUCGAGCGAUCCCACUACCGAUCCCAAACAAGGAGCAAGUGUUUUUCUUCCCCGAUUGGCAAACGCGGCUACCGAAAUGUGGCGAUGUCGAGGAAGUCUUGGUCGUGCUCGAAAAGACGUUCGCUCCAUUGCUCGGCCCGUUUCUCGCCUUGGACUUGCCAGCCUACAGUCGCAUCUGUCGGAUCAUCAAGCAAGACCUCACCGCGCUCGCCCCAGCCGAGAACCCACGUUUCGCUCGAUGGCUCGUGCUCAUACGUCAGGUAUUGCUUCCCGGCGCUGCGCUUCUCAAGGACAACUCGCCUGUAGGUCUCCUGAUUUGGGACGUCUUGCGACUCUUGACGAUCGAGCAACGCUAUCAGUUGUACGGUGAAUGGAAGGACGCGGCGUAUCGUCGGAUCCCCGUUCUCGGCGUUCGCAAAGCAGAGACCGAGCGUAAAGUUAAGAUGAUUCUUCGACGACUGUCGACGGAGAACGUCAAGCGUUUGGGCAAGAACCUCGCCAAAGCGGCUCACAACAACCCCAUCAUCACCUUUGCCGUCGUGCUCAACCAAGUGCAAAGCUACGAUAACCUCAUCCUCCCCGUCGUCGAGGCUGCACGAUAUUUGAGUGACCUCAGUUACGACGUCCUCACUUACACCGUAUUGGAUGCGCUGAGCUCGAGCAAGAGCAAGACAAAGGAAGACGGAACCAGUACCGCGCUGUGGCUCCAGAGUCUGGCAACCUUCACCGGCCACCUCUAUCGUCGAUGGUUGGCCCUCGAACCAUCCCUAGCCAUGAUCCUACAAUAUCUCGUGAACCAACUCGUCAGCGGCAACUCAAAGGACCUCAUUAUCCUCCGCGAGAUCAUUUCCAAAAUGACCGGCCUCGAACCUUUCGCCGAUCUAUCCGACGCCCAAGUCUUUGCCCUCGCAGGUGGGAAGGUGCUCCGCAGCGAAGUCUUUUUCCAAACCGAGAUCGGACAAGCCGCGAAAUCCAAAGAGAUGGCCUUGACGAACAACUCGCGAGAGCGAUUGGGAAAGGUGUUGGAACGUACUCGUUUGUCGAUGCCUUUGUUGGUCAAUAUCGCUUUACAACGCCAAGCGUGCGUCGCGAUGGAUACGCAUCUCAAAUCGCUCGGAGCAUUGUUCGAUACCAACCACGCGAUAUUAUUUCAAUUCACUGAACUACUCCUCGCUUUAAUGGACGUGACCGAACUAGCCAAGGAACUCCCAACGAUCGAGGAAUUGACGAGGGAUUACGGCAUCGAACCUGCUGUGGCGUUCGAGAUCGGACGACCUAAAAUGAGGAUCGCGAUGAAGGCGUUUGAUGAGACGGAUGCGCAGAGAAAUUUGGAGCUGGAGAAGAGGAAGGCGGAUUUGAGGGCCAAGUUGGCUAAGGAGAAAUUGAAUAAGGUCGCGGAGGAGGAGAGGGCCAAGACCACGUCAACGACGGGUGAUGCGGUUGUUGAAGGUGGGAAGGGGAAUGUGACAAAUGAGGCUGAGAAAGUUGGGCAGCCUGAGGCGGGGACUGAGGAUGCCAAGAUGGAAGAUGCCACGAGCAAAUUGGUCGAGGAGAUCAAAGUUCUUGUGGCCGACACAGCGAUGGACGUGUCGAUGACCGAUGGGACGCCGAGCGACCCACCCGACUCUCCAGUCAUCAAAGCACCGGUAGGUCGGCAAAGACUGUACGCGUGCUCAUCAACCUUUACUCAUGUGAACCAUUAUCAUCUCCUAUCAGAUAUGGCAUCCGGGGUUGGUGGACGUCAUCCAUUCAACGGAGGCGACGCUUCCUUAUGAGGUUCAAGAAGUGAUGGGGUGCGUGAGAACAGACUGGACGGCCAUACAGAGACAGGAAGCCUGAUUCUCGCUUCUUCUCUUGUCCAGUGCGCCCUUCUACGUCACCUUCUGGCAACUCACCCUCUACGACAUCAUGUACCCCAAAGAACGUUACGACGCCGAACUCGACCGACUCAACAAGAUGCAACGCGACAUCAGUGGAUCUGAAAUUGCCCAGACCCUGACCAAAGAUGCGACGAGUCGUUUCGUGCAAAACAUCGUUUCGCUCGCCAACAAAUUGCUGAAAGAGGCUGAGGAACAUCGAUCAGCGAGGGCGGUGGUCAGUCGCCGUUUGACGAGGGAGGCAAAGUCGUGGUUCAUAGGUUAGUGAGCUUAGUGGUCCUGCAUAUCCAGUGCUAAUUGCUGACUUGCUGCGUGCUCUUCGUGCAGGUGUUACGACCAACUCGCAACGCAAGGUGCUCGUCGACCAAAUCGUGCAGCACUGCAUUCACCCACGAGUCAAGCUUUCGUUGCCGGAUGCCGUUUUCUCGUACCAGUUCAUCAAGCGCUUGCAUUCGAUGAACACGACUGGUUUCCAUAGCAUUCUAUUCUACGAUAGGGUGCGCAGGGCUGUAUGAUAGGUACUUUCGGCGAGAUAAAUUUUGACAUCCCGUUGCCUGCGUACAGAUCCUCAACCGCCACUUGGUACCCGUCAUCUACUCGUGCAGCGAGAACGAGGCACGCAACUACGCUCGCUUCCUCCACGACAUGCUCCAAGACGUCAACAACUGGUACCGCAACGAGGAGAAGUUCAAAAGCGAGGCGAUUGGUUCCGGUCUCAAUGGGUUUGCGCGGCGACCUGCAGCCCUGUUCUCGUCCUCGAUCAAGCUGGAGGAGUGCUUCUCCCACAAGGAUUUCCAACACGUUACGGAGAAAUGGACGAAUCGAACCGUCUCGAGCUUCAGCGAAGGUUUCGAGUCAGGUGAAUACAUGCACAUCAAGAACUCGAUCCUCGUCUUGACCAAGAUUGCACCCCACUUCCCGAUCGAGUACAAGUCGGGAGUCCGACUUGAAGCUGCGAUCGAGGCGUUGCUCAAGACUGAACAGAGAGAGGAUCUCAAGAUCUUGGCUCAGGGUUACAAGGCCGUGAUUACGAAACGCAAGAAGCUUUGGGCGAACCAACCUGCUCCACCUGCUGCUGCGCCAGCUCCCCUGGUCGAGAUCAAGUCGAUUGCAUCGUCUUCGUCGGCCCCGUCCUCGUCUCGCCCUUCGCCUGCGCCCCCAAGCGUGUCGGCCAAAACGCAAGCGAGUGAUGGACCUCCCACUGCACCAGCUGCACUGCGGGCAACCGCUACCCCGUUCUCUGGAUUGCCGAUGCGACCCUCCUUGAGCUCGGGAGGUUCACGAGAACCCCUGCGACCUGCCCCAACUGGACCCGCUCGUGACACCGCACCCCGAGAUGAUCGUUUCGCAGACCUGAACAGGCCGCGAAGCGAUCUUAUUAGUAGGCUCAACCCGAGUAGUGGAGGUCGCCCAGCCGCUCCUGCUGCCCAAGGUCCGCCUGCAGCCCCCCGGGCCGACGCGGUCAAUCGGUCACAGCCUGCUCCUCGCUCGGACAAUGCCUCCACUUCGAACGCGUCACAGUCGGUGGCCACAUCAAACGGAACCGAGAAUGCGAAUGGGAACGCCAACGGCCUGCCGGCGAAGCCAGGAACUUCUUCCGAAAUGGAGCUUCGCGCGAAAGCCUUGGCCUCGAGUCGCAAUUCGGUGCUGAUGAACCCUCCAGCAUCGACUUCGUCUGCCGCCGGGACGCCCCGAGCUCGUUCGCCCGCUCCAACUGGGCCCGCUUCAUCGACAGCCCAGCCCUUGUCUCAUCCUGCGAAGGAUGCAUCUCAUCUUCCUUCGAGUACCGCAACGCCUCGCGAGCAGGACCGCGGCCGGGAGCGCGACGAUCAUUCGAGUCGCCGCCGAUCAAGUCGAGAACGAAGUGUCGAAUCGACUCGGUCGUCCAAUUCGAAGCGCGAGACGAGAUCCUCGGCAAGAGAUGAGCCUUCCUCCAGGUCUUUCAGGAGCGAUCACGAUCGUCAUGACGAGUCGCGGAGUACGCGGGAUGGCGGCCGGGAUAAGAAGACGGAAAGUGAUCGCGAGAGUAGUACGCGCGAUCGGGAUCGUAGAGAUCGAGAGAGGGAGAGGGAGAGGGAGCGUGUUCCAAGGCGCGAACGAGAACGCGAGAGGGAUGGAGAUAGGCCUCGUUCGCAUGAGGCCUCUUCGAGGAGUUCGAGACGGUCCGGGGGUGAGAUUAGCGCGGCGGAGGAGGAUCGGAGGAGAAGUGAGAGGAAGGAGGAGGAGAGCCGCAAGACGGAGAGUCGGCGUGUUGAUGAGAAGACGAUUGAGGAUGACAAGACGCGCGGUGAGAAUAAGAAGCGAGAGUCAGAUGGAAGGCGGGGAGUGCACGGUCGUGAGGAGAGGGACACCAGACGUCGGGGUGAGGAUCGGGAGAAAGAGGUCAGUACGCCGUGAUCUGAUUGCUCUGGUGUUUUGCUUGAUGGCUGACGAGGAUACAAUCGAUUUGACAGCGACCUGCACGAGACUCGGGCUCGACCUCACGGCAACCGUCGCCCGCUCGAUCACUAGCUGACCGCCUCAAGCCCGCAUCGGCAUCGGUCUUGGCUUCGAUCGACGACUCGAAGCGAGCAUCUGCACAAGGUCGCAACGAGUGUGAAGAUGAUCGGGAAAAGGGCCAACGUGACGCCGAGCGCACCACCCGCGAUGACCCGUCAUCAACCGAGCCGACGCGGAUGUCCGUCCGCUCGACGGCGUCGCGAGAAUCGUCGAAACCGCCGACGGCACCCUUCAGCAUUCGCGGCAGCAGUGGUGGUGUUUCGAGGCUCAUGAGCAGUGCUGGAUUGACGAGUCGUUCCGAGCCGGCUUCGUCGAGGCGUUCAUCGAAGGGACCGACGCAAGACGGCGAGACAACCGAGAAGCGGGAUGAGAUGAAGGACGAGCCCGUUGAUUCGAGGAAACGUGCAGGCGGCGAGAGGGUCGAGGAGCUCGAAGUCAAGCGAGCCAGGACUUCAGCACCUGUCCCACCACCCAUCGCUCCCGCUGCUGAUCGGGAGCGCGAACGAGGUGGCAGAGAUACUCGAAGCUUAAGGGAAACGAGGGAUGGCUGGGACACCAGCAAUAUCAAUAGCAACAAUAGGGGACCCCGAGGCCCCCGAGGCAGCGGAUCAGCCGACACGCGCUUCGCCUCACAGUUUGCGCCCCAGGGAGGAAGGAGAUAA